Penicillium argentinense is the source of this 438-nucleotide messenger RNA. RefSeq lists its product as uncharacterized. Gene Ontology annotation, cellular component: nucleus; cytoplasm. The transcript has 2 exons. The coding region runs from base 1 to 438 and encodes 145 amino acids. NCBI's taxonomy places the organism in Eukaryota, Fungi, Ascomycota, Eurotiomycetes, Eurotiales, Aspergillaceae. The record is from RefSeq and is a predicted model, not a curated record.
AUGCGUGCGUGGGGACAUGGUGAUCCCGAGGAAGAUGAGAUUGAUGGCAUUCAAAAGUCCAUCUCUGAGAUCCUUGAAGAGCAUGGGCCGUCCGUGGGGAUUGUGGGAUUUUCUGCGGGAACAGCUGUCGCGGCUCUGAUUACGUCGCUUUCAGAGAAAAGGGAGUCUGUGUUUGAUCUGAAGUCUAAGACGAAACAUCCGCCUUUGGAAUUUGCCAUUGGCUUCAGUAGUUUCAAAUUAGAGAAAAAUUAUUUUUUGAUCCUGCAUACGAAUCGAAAUCCAGACGCCCCUCUCGAAUGCUGUCGCGACUAUGAAUUCGAUGAUCGAUCCGGCCCAGUCGCUCCACGUACAAGAGUUCUGGGAGACCCCGUACCUGUACCAGUUUACUGGGAUACAUUGUAUUCCACGGAGUCGGGAUUUCUUAAUUGUUUUAGAUGA